CAAUUUUCAAUUCAGUUGCCGGUUUAGUUUUCUCCAGACGAGACGGUUGUUUGUGAUUUUUCUUUGUCCUUGUAUUUUUUCCAAUUUUUUUCCAAUAACUUUAUCAACAAAAAUGGUUCAGUUAAAAAAAUGCUGCAGUGGUCCUGGUUAUGCAACACCACUUGAUGCCAUGAAAAAAGGUCCACGUGAAAAACUGCUCUAUGUUAUCACGGUACAACCAAAUCUAGAUGAACCACAUGGUGACUAUUUGUCUACAGUUGAUGUUGAUCCAGAAAGUCCAACAUAUUGCCAAAUCAUUCAUCGAACAUACACCAAUCGCAAGAACAACGAACUCCAUCAUACUGGAUGGAAUGCCUGUUCCAGCUGUCAUUUGAUUGAUGAAAAUGCAUCAGUCGUACCAAAACGAGACAAAUUGAUUAUGCCAUGUUUGAUAUCGGACAACAUUUAUGUCGUUGAUGUUGCUAAAGAUCCACGAAAACCUGAAAUUGUCAAAGAAGUUAGUGGAGAUGUCUUGAAACAACAUAAUGUUACAGCUCCUCAUACUUCACAUUGCCUUGCCAAUGGGAAUAUUUUGAUUUCGACCAUGGGCGACAAGGAUGGCAAUACCAAGGGUGACUUUAUUCAAUUUGACUCUGAGAUGAAUUGUUUGGGAACAUGGACUAAAGGUGAUAAGAAGGCAAUUUGUGGAUAUGAUUUUUGGUAUCAACCAUAUUUCGAUGCUAUGGUAUCGACCGAAUGGGGUGCACCAAAACUUUGGCGUUCAGGUUGGAGUGAGAGCCACAUCAAAGAUUUCAGUCAAUACGGUUGUCGUUUGAAUUUCUACAAAUGGUCAACUCAAACCUUGAUACAAACCAUCGACUUGGGUUUCGAAGGUGCUACUCCAUUGGAAGUACGAUUCUUCCAUGACCCAAAACAACCUCAAGGCUAUGUUGGAUGUUGUCUAAAUUCUAAGGUCUUCCAUUUCAAAAAGAAGCCUGAUUCUGAUGAAUUUGAAGCCAAGAUGGUUAUUGACGUACCACAAAAAAAGGUCGAAGGAAUGGCUUCCGAAUAUAUUGGAGGAAUGAUGUCGGACAUUCUUAUUUCUUUGGAUGAUCGGUUUUUGUAUGUCAACAAUUGGUUGCAUGGUGAUGUUCGUCAGUAUGACAUAACUAACCCCGAGAAGCCAAAUUUAGUUGGUCAAGUUUUUCUUGGAGGUUCGAUUUGUAAAGAUUCAGGAGUUAAAGUUCUUGAAGACAAAGAGUUAACGGAACAACCACCAGCACGUAUUAUUAAAGGUCGUCGCCUUGAGGGUGGACCACAAAUGAUGCAGUUGUCUUUGGAUGGAAAGCGUCUUUAUAUUUCAACUUCAUUAUGCUCACCAUGGGAUAAACAAUUCUAUCCAAAAAUGGUUGCUGCUGGUGGAACUAUUACAAUGUUAGACAUUGAUUCGGUCAAUGGUGGAAUGAAAGUCAAUGAAGACUUUUUGGUUGAUUUUGGAAAUGAACCAUAUGGGCCAGCAUUACCGCAUGAAAUUCGUUAUCCUGGAGGAGAUUGUACCUCUGAUAUUUGGUUGGUGCCAGAUGAAAAUUAAAAACAGAGGAUUAUAUUCCCAUAAUUAUAUUUUGUACAUUUUUGUUUAUCUGAAAUAAAAUAAUUAAAUUUUAUUUAAAGUCAGUUA
Molecule: messenger RNA, 1657 nt
Organism: Episyrphus balteatus (marmalade hoverfly)
Lineage: Eukaryota; Metazoa; Arthropoda; Insecta; Diptera; Syrphidae
Product: methanethiol oxidase
Exons: 6
Coding region: 113-1570 (485 amino acids)
Molecular function (GO): selenium binding; protein binding
Source: RefSeq, a predicted model, not a curated record